AUGGUGCUCCACGCCCUGCAGAUCGCCGGGCUGGUUCUGGGGUUCGUCGGCAUGGCCGGGACCCUGGGCACCACCCUCCUGCCCCAGUGGCGAGUGUCCGCGUUCAUCGGCAGCAACAUCGUCGUCUUCGAGAGGAUCUGGGAAGGGCUGUGGAUGAACUGCGUCCGGCAGGCCAAGGCCACGCUGCAGUGCAAGCUCCACGGCUCGCUGCUGGCCCUCCCUCCCGUGCUCGAGGCCGCCCGGGCCCUCAUGUGCGUGGCCGUGGCCCUCUCCCUGGCCGCCCUGCUGGUGGGCGUCGGCGGCAUGAAGUGUGUGCAGUGCGCCGGCUCCAGCGGGAGGACCAAGGCCUGCCUCCUGGGCACGGCCGGGGUCCUCUUCCUGCUGACGGGCCUCCUCGUCCUGAUCCCGGUGAGCUGGACGGCUCACAUCGUCAUCAGGGAUUUCCACAACCCGGCUGUCCACGUGGCUCAGAAGCGGGAGCUGGGGGCGGCCCUGUUUCUGGGCUGGGCCAGCGCCGCCGUCCUCUUCCUCGCGGGGGGUCUGCUCUGCGGCGUCUGCUGUUGCCAUAGGAAGAGGCAAAGGCGCCGCGACCCCGUCCCCGGGCUCUGUGCGCCGCGCGCGGAAAAGCGCAGGAACGGGCCCGGGCCCCGCAGGGCCUCCGCCAGCUACGUCUAA
Molecule: messenger RNA, 675 nt
Organism: Pteronotus mesoamericanus
Lineage: Eukaryota; Metazoa; Chordata; Mammalia; Chiroptera; Mormoopidae
Gene: CLDN17
Product: claudin 17
Exons: 1
Coding region: 1-675 (224 amino acids)
Biological process (GO): bicellular tight junction assembly; cell adhesion
Cellular component (GO): plasma membrane; bicellular tight junction
Molecular function (GO): structural molecule activity
Source: RefSeq, a predicted model, not a curated record